CGACGCCACGUCCCCUGCGGCGUCUGGAAAGGAAUCAGUUGGGCGUCUGGGCGACUCUGGGUGGCUAUGGCCUUUACUCUGUACUCGCUGCUGCAGGCGGCCCUGCUCUGUGUCAACGCCAUUGCUGUGCUGCACGAGGAGCGCUUUCUCAAGAACAUUGGCUGGGGAACAGACCAGGGAAUUGGUGGAUUUGGAGAAGAGCCAGGAAUUAAAUCUCAGCUAAUGAACCUUAUUCGAUCUGUAAGAACUGUGAUGAGAGUGCCAUUGAUAAUAGUAAACUCAAUUGCAAUUGUAUUACUUUUAUUAUUUGGGUGAACAUCAAUGAGGGAAAUGGAGGCUCAGAAGAGGAGAUGCCCGCAGAAGUUAUGACUUCAGUCAUUAUUGGAAUAUUCAUAUCUUAGCAGGCCAGUCUUGCACUUGAAAAAAAUGUAAAGCUGACAAUAAAACCAGAGUUCCCAUUUAUCUGAUUUUUUUUUAAUGUUGCACUUGUAAUUUCAUUACAAAAAGAUCAGAUCAUCAGAGACAGUAACUCUCCAAGAUUGGAAUGUAUUUGAUUGCUGACUGUUAAUAAUAGUCCAUAUUAUGGUAAAGAUUGUUAAAAGGGUACAGGACUGUUGCUUCUGGUUUUUCUUUAGAUAUUUUUCUAUGUUUCACUUCUCAGGGAUGAAUUUUUUUCCAAAGUUUUGAAGUUCCUUGUGACUUAGCUAUCACAUGAGAGUGAUUAUCCCCCUAGAUAAAACUUAAAGGAUUUUUUAAAAGUAAUUACAUAUAAAGUGAUAAGUAGGUAAUUUGGAUAAUUUUAUUUUGAACUCUUUGGUUAAAUAUUUUGUUUAUAUGUUGUCUUGGCUAUAGACACUGUUGAGUAGCAACACUCUCUGAUUUCAGACCUUGUUAUUUCCUUUUGUCUUUUUCGUGACCGGCCCUCAGCCAGUGAGUGCACCGGCCAUGCCUAUAUAGGAUCCGAACCCGCGGCGGGAGCGUUGCUGUGCUCCCAGCGCCGCACUCUCUCGAGUGCGCCACGGGCUCGGCCCUACACUCUCUGAUUUCAGGGAGGUUCUAAUUUUCUAAGUCAGUCAGAUGAUAAUUGUGUUUUUGUUUUGCUUUCAUGGAUUUGUUACUUUACUAAUUGGCCUCAAUGAUGAAACAAGACCAGUAUCUACGUAUUUUCAUUGGUAGAGAAAUCUGUGUAGAAAAGUUUGUACCCUUUUUACAGUGACUUAUUUUUUUUAAAUCAGCAUACAUAUUAGCCUGCAAGAACAAUCCUAAAUGACACAAUUAAACUAUACUACAUAAGAAGAUUGUUUAUUGUGAAGCAUUUACCUCCCCCCAAAUUAUCACAUUUCCAUUUCUUGGUAGAAUAGCCCUUUAAGGUGUAUGAUUCUUAAUUCUUCAUUCUGUCUGUAAAUAGAGCAUUCAUGCUGGAUAAGGUUUUUUUUAUUUUGUUUUGUUUUUAUGUCUUAGACCAUCUUGUGAGGUUAUUUGCUCAUCCCAUAAUACAGUUGUAUGCAGAAAGGUAAAAACUAUGUAAAUGGUUUUUGUGGAAAUUCAGUUGUAAUAUUUUAAAAUGUGGAAUGGUGUUUAUAGGAGAACAUUUGUAAAUAAAGUUGAAUUUCCAAGUCGA
This is a messenger RNA of Cynocephalus volans (Philippine flying lemur), 1621 nucleotides long. It is a transcript of the gene IER3IP1, whose product is annotated as immediate early response 3 interacting protein 1. Gene Ontology annotation, biological process: endoplasmic reticulum to Golgi vesicle-mediated transport. Bases 67 to 315 code for a protein of 82 amino acids. Gene Ontology annotation, cellular component: COPII-coated ER to Golgi transport vesicle; endoplasmic reticulum membrane; Golgi membrane. NCBI's taxonomy places the organism in Eukaryota, Metazoa, Chordata, Mammalia, Dermoptera, Cynocephalidae. The record is from RefSeq and is a predicted model, not a curated record. The transcript is spliced from 3 exons.